CGGAAGUGAUUAGAAUCAGCUGUCAUGGCUGAAAAGAGGAAUGUUUUGGGACUGCCACUGCUGUUUUUAAUAAUAGCUGUGGCACUCUUGCAUUUAUUCAUUUGUCCGUUCACUAAAGUUGAGGAGAGCUUUAAUUUACAAGCGGCACACGACAUUCUGUAUCACAGACUUAACUUGGACAAGUAUGACCAUCAUGAGUUCCCUGGCGUGGUGCCACGGACUUUCCUGGGCCCCCUGUUCCUCUCCAUGCUCUGCUCCCCUGUUGUGUUUCUGUCCUCUCUGCUGGAUGUGCCCAAAUUCUACACACAGCUGACAGUCCGAGCUUCCCUGGGAGUGUGUGUUAUCGGAGCGCUAUGGCACAUGCAGAGGGAGGUGAGGAGGCAGUUUGGCUCCACAGUCGCUGGGCUCUUCUGUCUGACGUGCGCUUCUCAGUUUCACUUAAUGUUCUACAGCACCAGGACGCUCCCUAAUGUAUUCGCACUGCCAAUAGUUCUGGUUGCAUUCACAUCUUGGAUGUCACAGAAAUAUGGGCGGUUCAUCAGCCUCUCCGCUUUAGUCAUCAUUGUGUUCCGGUCGGAGCUCUGCAUCUUCUUGGGUCUCAUGUUACUGAUAUCACUGCUGAGCAGGAAGCUGGGGCUGCUGCAGCUGCUUUACUAUGCGGCCCCUGCUGGGAUCUUGUCACUGGCUCUGACGGUGGCCAUCGACACCAUCUUUUGGAGGAAGCUGCUGUGGCCUGAAGGUCAGGUUUUGUGGUACAACACCAUUCUCAACAAAAGUUCCAACUGGGGAACCUCUCCCUUUCUGUGGUACUUUUACUCUGCUGUGCCCCGCGCUCUGGGCUGCACGCUGCUCUUUGUCCCGCUCGGCCUCCUCGACAGGCGGAUGAGGCUGCUGCUGCUGCCCACCGUGGGCUUCAUCCUCAUCUACUCGCUGCUGCCCCACAAGGAGAUGCGCUUCAUCAUAUACACUUUCCCUGUGCUCAGCUUGGUGGCUGCCCGAGGCUGUUCUUUCAUUUUGUGCAACUACCAGAAAUCCUGGAUGUAUAAACUGGGCUCUGCGGUUGUGGUCGGCCAGCUGUUGACCAAUGCAGCAUACUCCAGCAUUUGUCUCUAUGUUUCCCACCACAACUACCCAGGGGGAAGAGGAAUGCAGGAACUACACAGACUGCUGCCAGUCACAGCAGAUGUCUUUGUUCAUAUUGACACUUACACUGCUGAAACUGGAGUUUCUCGCUUCUUGGAGCAGAACAGAAACUGGAGAUAUGACAAACGUGAGGACCUGAACCUCAAAAAUCCUGAGAUCAAAAUGUACUCGCACCUACUGAUGGAGGCUAAUGCCACCAAGAUACAGCUGCUCCAGCACACUCAUCAACCUCUGGUCUUCAUAGAAGGUUACAGCAGCAUCGCCUUUAACAUGUUUCACUUCCCUCCCGUCAGUGUACGACUGGAGAGAAAAACUGUGCUGAUGGAGAGAAAGACUCCCACUGAGCUACAAAAUGAGUGACUUAACAGGAAUGAUGUGUUGGAUUAAGGAGUCAUGAUUUCUUAGUGACCAAAAUCGGACCAAUGGUGACCGAAACGAGUGUUCUUAAAUGUUCUAAUGGGGAAGAUUGGAAUUAUAAGGGUAUGUUUUCCAGGUAUGAAAAGAAUAACAUGUGCAUCAUAUGUCACAUUCACAAACUGACGUGCUGCCCGAGUAGAUAAAUAUAUUGCAUUGAACUGUUUUGCAAUAUUGAAAAUUGAAAAUAGUUCUCUAUUCUUCAUGCUGAUGUAUAAUGCAUUGCAGUUCCCAUGUAUAGCAAGGAAAAAAUAAAAUGUGUUCUUACACACAAGGACACUUUAAUCUUAGACAGCUUUGUAUUUUUUAACUCAGGUUGUGAUUUUUAUAUUUUUAAGAUGAAUAAAGCUGAAACUGAGUGGGGGAAUAAACCGA
This is a messenger RNA of Dicentrarchus labrax (European seabass), 1932 nucleotides long. It is a transcript of the gene alg12, whose product is annotated as ALG12 alpha-1,6-mannosyltransferase. The record is from RefSeq and is a predicted model, not a curated record. The coding region runs from base 25 to 1503 and encodes 492 amino acids. Gene Ontology annotation, molecular function: alpha-1,6-mannosyltransferase activity. Gene Ontology annotation, biological process: protein N-linked glycosylation. Gene Ontology annotation, cellular component: endoplasmic reticulum membrane. Lineage: Eukaryota; Metazoa; Chordata; Actinopteri; Moronidae. The transcript is spliced from 9 exons.